GGAUCUAAGGGUUCUUUGUGUACAUAAGAAAUAAAAAAAAUAAAGUGAACAUAAAAGGAUUUCCCCAGCUAAAACAAUUGGCUUCUGGCAUUCUAUCAUUUUUGAAAAGAGUUUCAUCACUACCACCAUCAGUGGAAGAAAUCCAUUUUACGCGGUCAGGAUGAUUUGUUGAAGACACAAAACAAUCUCUAUACCUUCAGUUAACCGACUUUCAAACCUAAACCAUUUAGAAUACCUUAAACCCGCAAAUAUCUAAUAAAAAUGCCUGUGGGAGGCAGAACCGCCGGAAAAUUUGGAUACUCGGAUAACAGCUACUACAGUGGACGAUCCUACAAGGACAUCAAUGACGAGAUAAUCUGGGUGAGCAUCGGCAUGGGCAUUACCAUUGCCGUGCUCAUUACAAUUGCUUUAUGUUACAUCGUUUACGAGAAAUGUCAAAAAAAGCGAGAGUACUACAUUAAUGCAUAACGUAUCUAAAAGUCAACUUCAUUUGCAGCUUUAACCUGUUUUCUAUAUCCACAUAAGUAUCUGAUGCUAUCGGAUCGAAUCAGAUAUGGUAGGACUAUCUACUAAUGGUUUAGUUCGUUUCUCUUGAUAUUUUUUCCAACCGGAAGGAGGUUAUGGUGAAGCCAAAUAAUAAUAAUAAUAAUAAAAAAUAAUGACUCACGUUUCGUCAAUAAAAAAAUAAAUAUGGCAUUACGCAUAGUUGACUUAACCAAUAAUGACAUCUUCGAUCAAAGAAGUUCGAACAUCAAACGGAAGCGGAAACGAAAACAAAAUAUACAUAAAUAAGAAUACCAAUAUUCUGGGACCAAAAAUUAUAAAAAAAAAAACAAAGAAAAUAUAAACAAAAAGCACAAAAACAUUGAAGACACAAACAAAGAAGACAGACAGAAAAAGAAAAAUUGAUGUUAUAGAUGUAGAAUACUAAUUUUAAAAUUAAAACGAACAACAAAAAGGAUAUAUACAUUUGAAUGUUUACCACUAUUUUUUACAUGUGUUUAGAAUAAAGAUUAUCCUCUUCACAAGCUUUAUUAAUUAUAUGAAAAUAUAUUUGUAGUGUUUUAAAAAUGUGUUAUUCCUUACUUAAAAUAAGUUUGAUUGUAAUCCUAUUGUGACAAAAAGUAUACUUUUAAAGAUUUUCAUUUAAAAAACUGAUGUCAAAAACGCCUAAUUUUUCAGUCCUUAUCGAAAGAACAUAUAACUUUUAAGUUUAUUACAGGAAUUGAAUGCAACAUCAUUUCGCGUCUUUAACUUAAAGAAUUAAAUUGAAUGAGCACUGUAAAAAACGGGCCUUAUUAUUGAAACAGAAUAAAAGGACUAUAUCACAUUUUUCAAAACUGCAAUAAACAAUUCUAGUUUUCAAAAAUAAAAACACAACAGAAAGAAGGAAUUAUUCAACUCUGUACAUUCUAAAAGUUCUUAUUCAAAAUCUAGACAAUAUUUUCUAUACUUGCCGAUCUAACUCAACUCAAAAACAAAAACAAAAACAAAAACGAAAACAAGACAGUUUGUAACAUUUUGAGGGUCUUCAAAAAGUAUUAACACAUAAACUUUUGUGUAAAUCUAUAAACAAAGGGUUUUAUUUUAAUUAAACUAAAUUGAAUUCUAAAGAUAAAAGUAUGUUAUAAUGUAAAUUUAAUACUAAGUAUUUGUUUGUAAAUUAAAUAGAAUU
This is a messenger RNA of Eupeodes corollae, 1675 nucleotides long. RefSeq lists its product as uncharacterized. NCBI's taxonomy places the organism in Eukaryota, Metazoa, Arthropoda, Insecta, Diptera, Syrphidae. Bases 262 to 468 code for a protein of 68 amino acids. The record is from RefSeq and is a predicted model, not a curated record. The transcript has 3 exons.